Messenger RNA from Lates calcarifer (barramundi perch), 1205 nucleotides. It is a transcript of the gene ubc, whose product is annotated as ubiquitin C. Bases 141 to 830 code for a protein of 229 amino acids. Gene Ontology annotation, biological process: modification-dependent protein catabolic process; protein ubiquitination. Lineage: Eukaryota; Metazoa; Chordata; Actinopteri; Centropomidae. The transcript has 2 exons. Gene Ontology annotation, molecular function: ubiquitin protein ligase binding; protein tag activity. The record is from RefSeq and is a predicted model, not a curated record. Gene Ontology annotation, cellular component: cytoplasm; nucleus.
GUUCCACCGGGUGUGACGGCGGAAGGAUAUCGCGCUCGUCGUCUAUAAAUACCGCCCCGCUGCUCUUUGUUUGUUAAAACGCUGAUAGCAUCCGGAUCAGAGAGUUGUCAACACCAUCGGGAACAAUUUGUUUUGUUAAGAUGCAGAUCUUUGUGAAGACCCUGACUGGUAAGACCAUCACUUUGGAGGUCGAGCCCAGCGACACCAUUGAAAAUGUCAAGGCCAAGAUCCAGGAUAAAGAAGGAAUCCCUCCGGACCAGCAGAGGCUGAUCUUUGCUGGCAAACAGCUGGAAGACGGCCGUACCUUGUCUGACUACAACAUCCAGAAGGAGUCCACCCUCCAUCUUGUGCUCCGUCUGAGAGGAGGCAUGCAGAUCUUCGUGAAGACCCUGACUGGCAAGACCAUCACCCUGGAGGUUGAGCCCAGUGACACCAUCGAGAACGUCAAGGCUAAGAUCCAGGACAAGGAAGGAAUCCCUCCAGACCAGCAGAGGCUGAUCUUUGCUGGCAAACAGCUGGAAGACGGCCGCACCCUCUCCGACUACAACAUCCAGAAGGAGUCCACCCUCCAUCUUGUGCUCCGUCUGAGAGGAGGCAUGCAGAUCUUCGUGAAGACCCUGACUGGCAAGACCAUCACCCUGGAGGUCGAGCCCAGCGACACCAUCGAGAACGUCAAAGCCAAGAUCCAGGAUAAGGAAGGAAUCCCUCCAGACCAGCAGCGUCUCAUCUUUGCCGGGAAGCAGCUGGAAGAUGGCCGCACCCUCUCUGACUACAACAUCCAGAAGGAGUCCACCCUCCAUCUUGUGCUCCGUCUGAGAGGAGGAAACUAAGCAGCUCCUCAUCACAAAGAUGCUUCAGUGUCAGAAUCACUCCUCUUGAUCCACACAGUCAUUCCCCUUUUUAAGUUUCAAUAAAGGUUUAGCAUUCCUGAAUUUUUCUUUCAGUGGCUUUUAAUAGUGUCACUUUGCUUUUCACCUGCAUCAGCUGACAGAUUUGAGUUAAAUGCACAAACACAAAGUAAAGAUGAUUGAUCAGAUGCAUGUUUGUGGUUAAAGUGGUCCAACAAAGAGUUCACUGACAGGUUUGAGUUAACACGUUAGCUGAUCUGUUCAUUCUGUUUUUAUUAUGACCUUUGAAAGCAAAGCAUUUGUGGAAACCCUGCUGUUGAGUGUUGAACAUUACAAAUAAACAGCUUCUCACUGUCA